UCCCUGCAGCUCCGAUGAAACCCGGCGGGGGAGCCGAGGCGCCGGAGGGCGAGGAAGGGGAGCGCGAUCCCCUGAACCCGGAGUCCUCGGAGCCGCUGGGCGUCUCCGCCACCUACCGGGAGUUCGUCCGGCGAAGUUACCUGGAGCUGAUGAGCGCCAACCAGCACUCGCUGCACGCCCUCAACUGGCGGAGGCUUUAUCUCAGCCGGGCGAAGCUGAAAGCCUCCAGCCGCACCUCGGCUCUGCUCUCCGGCUUUGCCAUGGUAGCCAUGGUGGAGGUACAGCUGGAAGACUACGACUACCCAUGGGAGCUACUGGUGGCCUUCAGUGCCUGCACGACGGUCCUGGUGGCCGUCCACCUCUUUGCUCUGAUGGUCAGCACUUGCAUCUUGCCCAAUAUUGAAGCCGUCAGUAACAUCCACAACCUCAACUCCGUCAACGAGUCUCCCCACGAACGAAUGCACCACUACAUCGAGCUGGCUUGGGGCUUCUCCACUGCCUUGGGGAUCUUCCUCUUCCUUACCGAGGUGGUGUUGAUCUGCUGGGUCAAGUUUAUGCCCGUCGGCAACAUGGGGGCGAGCCGAAAGUGCUGUGCUCCAGAACUGGGCCUUGAUAGUAACGCCACGGCCUCUACCGACAGCUCUGGCUGGAACGCUGCCAUGGCCUCCACGGUGAUUAUGGUUCCAGUUGGCGUAGUGUUCAUUAUCUUUGCCCUGCAUUUCUACCGCUCCUUAGUGGGGCACAAAACCGAUCGGCACCAGCAGGAGCUAGAAGAACUUAACCAGAUCAAGUAUCAGUUGGACGGAGAGGCCACAGCACUGCAAGUGGUAUGAGUUGGCAGCCUCAUUUGAACUGCGAUUGGCACGAACCUUUAGAGAGAAAGGCCCUGUCAGUCGUAUCCUCACUUGUCUUGGCGGAGCAACUAUUAAGUAACUGCCACUGCUGGAAUUUAACCCACAAGCCGUGAUGUUUUCGCAGGUUCCCUUGUGUCACUCCCCAGACCCCAAUGUUCAACAACAUUUCUUUGCAUUUCUUGGGAGAUGAUUUUUAAACACAGGACGACUUGUUGAAAUGGGCUUCUCCUGAAAAGCAGCGGUGGAAAUCUGAGGAGCGUCCCCUGGGGAGCUUCUCCAUCCGGUCAAGUUUUGAUCAUGCGGUAAAAUGUUUACGGUAGGCAGACUUGGAAAAAAAAAAGAAAAGAACGACUUUGGUCUCUCCGUUGGGUGAGCCUGUUGCUUUGUCCUUAAGGUGCAACUGGUUCAACUUUGUUUUCCUGCCGAACUGGAGAAGAGAACAAAAAAUCUUUGGUGUUUCUGAGAUUUCAGAAUGGAUGGGUUUGAAAAAGUUAGUGCACUCCGUUCAUUUUGCCUUUUGCUUCUCAUCUCUACAUCUGGUCGGAAUAGCAGAGCUCACCAGCCAAUAUUGGCUGGGCUAACCUUUGAGAAGGUGUUAAAGCCGCUAGCCUGAGCUUCUGAAGCUAAUCUCCACUCAGCUUUUACUGCGCAGUUCCCCUUGCUGCGUUUUUGACAAUCAAUCUGCAAAUACCCCAGAUGCCAAGCCUUCCAAUCAGUGCGACUGGGACGCUACGUCUCCAGAAGGCCUGACCCUGAAUUCUCAAGGGGGCUAGGAAGUCAUCGCAUCUUGUGAUUCAGUGUUCCAAAUCCAGCUUCCUGCAGUCAGUCCCUCUCCCCCUUCUGGGGACCCCCACUUCCCAAAUUCCCAGGCAGCGCAUAUGAUCCUAACACAUCUGGAAGGCACUAGGUUGGAGAAAGCUGUGCUCCAGCCAAAUGCUUGCAUGCACUCUCCUCCAUUCAUAAAAUGCUUGUUUGCUUACCUCUGUGGAAACUUGGCAUCAUUUUGGGGUGACACUUGUCAGAGAUGGGAUUGAUGCAGAAAGUCGGACUUCUUAGCCAGGAAGUCCUGGGACACGCAUAUUAUCCCCAUAUAUGCGCUUUGCCCCCAGUCAUAAAUUGCCUGCCCCUCCCCAGGGAUCCCUAUUUAUAGAGACAAAGUCACACGCUAUCUGGGGUGACAGACUGUUUGGCUCCACUGGGAGGUGGCUUCGUGGCUUGGAUUUUUCCAGAGGAGGAAAACAGACUAUUGGGGAGUGGUAGAAGUUAAAUCUAAGUCUGAUUUAGGAAUCUUUGGGGCAGGGGCAGAAUUUCGCUUGCCCCUUGCGUUUUCUUUCAAGAACAGAACUAGCUGAUUUGGUCUCAGAGCGUGGCAGGAAGAGCCACUAAAUGAUAAAACCAGGCUGAUGUCUUGCCCUCCCCUCCAUCUUCCUCAACUUCUUGUCCUGCACAGAUGUGGCCCAGCAUCUCUCAUCUCACGGUUGAAGAUGCUGAGAGCUGUGGCUGAACACGGCUAGGGAAUACCACAUUUGGGAAGGCGAUGCCUGCGGUCAGAAAGUCAGAGCAAGAUGUCACAUGCAGCUCUUCAUCAAGAAUAGUAUAUUGCAAGACGUAAAUGGGGGUCUUUAUCAGAGGGAGCAGCAGGCUUCCUGCUGAACGGGAAGUGGGGCAGCUUAAGCCUUCGGUCUUCAGCUGUUCAUCUAUUCAGAAAUGUUCAGAUGCUUCCCCUUCCUGGAGCUUUGCUUCCUAGGAUUAGGAGUUGCAUGGAUCCACCUCUUAUUUUUCUGGGAGCAAAGUAGCUGGGGAUAAUUUGGUAGAUGGGAAAGAAAUUUUGAAUGGAUGAAAAUAACACGUUGUUUCCCCAUCGUGGAUUCUACAGCUGUUUUAUUGGAGGAAAAAAACCUUCAGGAUGUGUGUAUGGAGAGGGGAGGGGGAUCAGAGCAGAAUUACAUAUACAGGAAGCCCCGUUGACAUCCCCAGGAGCUGCUAGGUCAUGCCAAGGAGAUGAAGAAAGUGCAUGGAGGUUGGCUGGGGAUACUGCUAAAAAUGUUUGAAGCACGGUGGCUGCUAAAUAUUCAACACCUUCUCCUUUCAAGCAAUGUUGUUAUUUUCCAGUUAAAAAAUGAACUGAAUUAACUCAGUCUUAACCCUGCCAGCGCAAUCACUUGUAUGCCUCAGAGCUUGGCUUUUAAAAGUAUUAUGGAAACCAGUUUAGUUUACAUCAGCCUUUGCUAGCCUGGCAUCAUCUGAAUGCACUGGAACACAGCUUCCCUGACUCCAAGUCAGCAUGGCCACAGGCAGAGAGAAGUUAUGGGUUUUGUAGUUCAGCACACCCGAGGGGCGAAGCUGGUUUACAUCUUAACCAUGCAGGGCUAGAGUUUUCACACUCGUGAAUGGUACACACUUAGAGCUUGGUACACGCUUCACCAUGUGUUCUCGGGCUCCUUUCUAUUGGUGAAGGCGGGUGGCUGCUCAUUUGGGGCAUGUUUAUAUAUUUUUUCAAAAUAAAAUAGGUUUUUAAAG
Candoia aspera is the source of this 3374-nucleotide messenger RNA. It is a transcript of the gene ORAI3, whose product is annotated as ORAI calcium release-activated calcium modulator 3. The record is from RefSeq and is a predicted model, not a curated record. The transcript has 2 exons. Gene Ontology annotation, molecular function: store-operated calcium channel activity. Bases 15 to 833 code for a protein of 272 amino acids. Gene Ontology annotation, cellular component: membrane. Lineage: Eukaryota; Metazoa; Chordata; Lepidosauria; Squamata; Candoiidae. Gene Ontology annotation, biological process: store-operated calcium entry.